AUUCAAACGUACAGGGAGUGCAGCGGCGACGAAGGAGGAGUUGAACACAAGCUCCGAGCAAAAACUUCCCAUGUCAAUGUCUAUGUGGGCCUCGUGGUGCGCAGCACGUCUGGGACAGAAACACUUCGGAUUGUAAAAAUAAACUAAAGUUAGUGACUAACAAAAGAGAGGAGCAUGUACAUUCAACCACGGAGACAUUCGUUUGAGUUGUUUUUCAAGUGUGUAACGGUUAGUUAAAAUAAUGGAAAUUGGGGAAGUAUGGAUUUGCGUGUUAUUGAACGAUUUGGAGAGCGCGCACCUACGGAAAGGGUAACCACAUGCAAAUGGAUUGGGAGAGGAGGACACUGGUGAAGUGACUAUUUAAUUCCACAAAGAAAUUGUGAGAGAAUUGUGACAGGUAUGAAUGACAGCACGACAAAAGAUGGGCCCCGAGAGCCUACUAUUCCGGUGAUUAUGUUUAUUUUAGGAGUGGUGGGGAAUGUCAUCGCCAUCGUGGUGCUCCGAAAGUCUCGGAAAGAACAGAAGGAGACCACCUUCUAUACGCUGGUGUGCGGGCUUGCAGUGACCGACCUUUUGGGCACGCUGCUGGCCAGCCCCGUCACCAUCGCCACCCGUGUGCAAGGGAAGUGGCCGGGAGGAGAGUCACUGUGUCAGUACUCCGGCUUCAUCCUUCUCUUCUUCUUUCUGGUCGGCCUCAGCAUUAUCUGUGCCAUGUCCAUAGAGAGAUACUUGGCCAUAAAUCAUGCAUAUUUAUACAACCAUUACGUGGACCAAAGACUUGCUGCGUUGACGCUUGCGGGAAUCUACAUCUCCAACGUGAUGUUCUGCGCGCUGCCUGCCAUGGGACUCGGUAAGGUGAAAAGGCAGUUCCCAGAGACCUGGUGCUUCAUCGACUGGCGGACUAACGACACCACGCACGCCGCCUUCUCCUAUAUGUAUGCCGGGGUGAGCUCUUUACUCAUCCUCACCACGGUCAUCUGCAACGUGCUGGUGUGCGGGGCGCUGAUUAUGAUGCACAAGCGGUUCAUCCGCAGGACAUCGCUGGGUACGGAACAGGGAGGUCGCAUAGCUGUCCUCAGGCGCAGACGGAGCUUCCAACGCAUGGCCGGCGCAGAGAUCCAGAUGGUCAUUCUGCUCAUCGCUACCUCCGCGGUGGUUCUCGUCUGCUCCAUACCUUUAGUGCUGCGGGUGUUUGUGAACCAGCUGUCCAUGGUUGCGUUCGACGCCCAUUCAACUCCCCUAGAGAAGAACCCAGAUCUCCACGCCAUCCGCAUUGCCUCCAUCAACCCUAUCCUGGAUCCCUGGAUCUACAUCCUGCUGAGGAAGACUGUCCUGCUGAAGCUGGUGGAGAAGAUCAAGUGUCUGUUCUGCCGUAUGGGCUGCCGGGGGCGGGGGUCAGGGGUCAGGGGUCAAUUCCACUGCGGAGGUGAAGGUCAUCCGAAUUCGUCCAUCGUAUCCCGGGAUUCGCCGUCACUGGUGUCCCGCGAGCUGAGGGAGGUCAUCAGUACUUCACAGACGUUUCUUUACUUGCCGGAGGGGACCGGGGGGGGGUCUAGAGGGACAGGGGGAGAGGGAAGACCCAGCCCCCCGGCUGUGGAGUGCUCCCUGCUACAGGACCAACAGACACCAGGGGGGAAGGGGAUGCAAAAUGAUUCCAAAAAGGGCACUUUAGGCCCCAGUAUGUCAAUGAGGACAGAUGGGACAGUUGACCCUUCACCUCUGAACAGGGUGCCAUCGGUCAGAAAAGACAAGACUCUACAUGUGACGUUUACAGACGAGACACUGAACUUACAGGAGAAAUGCAUCUGACGGACACAAACACAAACUCCGCAAGAGUGGCGGAUAACACAGAAAAGUCACAGAGGGGAACAAGGAAGUCUAAUAGCCUUAAAGGUUGGGACUUCUGAAGGGUUAAACUCAUAAGGAAAAUGUUUCCCUGUGUCGUGUUUGUACUCUUAUAAAAACAACUACAUGAAACAAAUAAGACUGGGAGUUGGUUUAGUUCAUCAGUGAUGCUCCUAGGUGAAUCAUGAUGUCCUGUUUAGGGUUCGGUCAAAAUGUCACACGGUGCCAAAGUGGAUUCUAGGAGAUUGGAUCUAUUUACAUAGAUCAUAUAUUGGAUCUAUUAUAUGUCACAUUCUUAUUACAAGAAUACCAAUAUAAUAUACAUAUACCAGCACACACAUCAGUAAUGAACAUAAAGUGUAAUUUCAACUUUAUAAAGACAAUAAGGAGAUUUUAUUGCACUUUUCAAAAACUGAAACCCACUGAAAGGCACUAAAUGCUACCAUGCUAUCAUAGUGCUAUCUGAGAUCCUUGGGAUGUCCACACCCCCUAAACCCUAACCAAACCAGAACAUUUACCUAAUCAUGACCUUAACAUUUUAAAAUUUAAACUACAAAGGGGUAGGGACUUCCCAACGAUCCCAGAUAGCAAGGACCACUGCUUACCACUGGCCUCCACCAAUACAAUUGUUGUGAUACACUGUAUAGUCCCGAGACUACAAUGUGAAUUGUGUCCCAUAACAUCAAUUUAUUUCAGAAAGAAAAAACACGUUUCUUCUCUGUGAGAAGGUCUAGCUAGUUUGUAUCCAUGUCAAAUUGCUACAAAAUUGAUUGAAAUUGUGUGCUAUAUUUCAACAUUUGCAAAGAAUUGUAUCAUAUUGGUUGACUUGGCAGUUUCAUUUACAUUUACAUUUAAGUCAUUUAGCAGACGCUCUUAUCCAGAGCGACUUACAAAACAAUGCCUGAAGUAUAAAAAUCCAGCAAAACUAUUGAGCAUAUAAUCCCAUGCAUAAGACUAAAGACUCUAAACAACAAAAACAAACAAAAGACCCAUUUCAGUCCAUAAGAUCCAUUCUAGCCCAUAAGUCCUUAGAGACAGAUCAUAGUCCCCGUGCUUUGACCAACUGAUCCUGUGAUGAAGAGGGUGUGUCCCCUGACCCCUCCUCCUCCACAGGUACCUCCCUAGAAUUCCCCUCAGCGUCGACAACCACGACUGUCCUCUUCAGUUCCUCAUAGCGUCUCUGUCUCUCGGCUACGGCAAAGUCGUAGUCCUGCUGGAGCUCUGGAGGGUUCAGGACAUCCUGUUGGGCCUCCUCCUCCCGCUGGGUCUGGUCCUGGGCCGUCCGUCUCUGCUGCUGCAGCCGCCGCGCCUAUGCCAGGUCCUCCGACCAGAGGGGGCGCUCUGACGGACACAGGUGGACCGCUACCUGGAAGGACCUCACUGCCUGUGGACAGGAUGAAGACCUUUGUUGUAUUUUCCUUUCUGUUAACAUCUUUUUAUUGACUUAAGAUUAACACAAAUGACUGGUAAUGAAGGACAAUAAUUGUUGUGGGGAAGAUGAAUGAAGUAUAAAAUCCAGCAAGACUAUUGAACAUAUAAUUCCAUGCAUUUCACUUUGUUACUUGUACUGAGCUUGUACAGAUAGGAUCUUAAUUUGACCUGUAUUGUCGCAGCAACAUAAUCCUGCAGCAACAGGAUUUGGACGUUUAGUCCAUAAUGUUGCCUAAUCGAUGGUUAGGCUAUUAGCUGGUCAAAAUGAGGCUACAUGAAAAGUGGAAUAAUAUUAAUAUAACCAUGUGUUAGUGUGGGUGUUCAGUGAAUUUAUGUAAAUCACAAAAAUCCUAUGCAUUUCCUGCUGCGCAAAAGAGUGAUCAAAUUAAGAUCCUACAGCUUGUAUGGUUGAAAUAACAAAUGGGAUUUACAUUGCUGUUGUCUUUUGUUCAAAUUACACUUUAUAGGUGCAUGGCAUUACUUUCCCCCCGAUUAAAUGAUAUCAGUGAACUGAAA
Messenger RNA from Salmo salar (Atlantic salmon), 3792 nucleotides. Its product is annotated as prostaglandin E2 receptor EP4 subtype. The record is from RefSeq and is a predicted model, not a curated record. NCBI's taxonomy places the organism in Eukaryota, Metazoa, Chordata, Actinopteri, Salmoniformes, Salmonidae. Gene Ontology annotation, biological process: adenylate cyclase-activating G protein-coupled receptor signaling pathway; positive regulation of cytosolic calcium ion concentration; cellular response to prostaglandin E stimulus. Gene Ontology annotation, molecular function: prostaglandin E receptor activity. Gene Ontology annotation, cellular component: plasma membrane.